Emericellopsis cladophorae is the source of this 381-nucleotide messenger RNA. RefSeq names its product Fatty acid-binding protein-like protein. Lineage: Eukaryota; Fungi; Ascomycota; Sordariomycetes; Hypocreales; Bionectriaceae. The transcript has 3 exons. Gene Ontology annotation, cellular component: cytosol. The coding region runs from base 1 to 381 and encodes 126 amino acids. The record is from RefSeq and is a predicted model, not a curated record.
AUGUCCCUCAAGAAUGACAAGUUCCCUGCUUCGGCCGCGUUCGACACCAUCAACGAGGCCCUGAACGCUACCGACGCUGACCGCAAGGACGCCAUCAAGCAGGGUAAUGGCAUCUACGCUUUCACACUGAAGAACAAAUCCGGCGAGACGGAGAGCUGGCACAUCGACCUGAAGGAGACAGGCAAGGUUGGCAACGGCCUUGGCACGAAGCCCAAUGUCACACUGGCUCUCGCCGAGGAUGAUUUCGCCAACCUGGUCACGGGCAAGGCCAAUGCCCAGCGCCUGUUCAUGUCGGGCAAGCUGAAGAUCAAGGGCGACGUGAUGAAGGCUACCAAGCUGGAGCCCAUCUUCAAGAAGGCCCAGGGCAAGGCGAAGCUGUAG